This is a messenger RNA of Trypanosoma cruzi, 711 nucleotides long. RefSeq lists its product as uncharacterized. The transcript has a single exon. Bases 1 to 711 code for a protein of 236 amino acids. The record is from RefSeq and is a predicted model, not a curated record. NCBI's taxonomy places the organism in Eukaryota, Euglenozoa, Kinetoplastea, Trypanosomatida, Trypanosomatidae.
AUGCCUCCACUGCUUGCCAUCAACAUCUGCAUUGUAUCGUCGUACUUUGAUGCAGCCGCGAUUCCUCUUUCGUGGUCUCUGUGCCCCAUGGAGGGCUACGGAAGCAUGCAGUGGGAGAAGGAGAGGUCGUACCGUCUAAUUGGUCUUGAAGAGAAGGCGCUCCGUCGCGGCUACGGACACCCCCACUGCACCGUUGCCCAGCUUAGCAUCCGACCCUCUGAUCUAGAUGCAUUACGAAACGUGGUGCGGGAGAUUUGGCUUUCCAUGAAGGAAUUGACAGAAAGACAAGAUGCGACAAUUAGUUUAGUCGCAUUAGAUGAUGGACCUUUUUUUGCCACAAGCAAAGAUGGAGAAGAGAUUCGUCUCCCCAGCAUCAGGAUUUUGCGCUCCGAGACUCUCUGUGCAUUACAUGAAAAGAUUAGUUGUGCGGUGCUCCCAUAUCAUGUGCUUCCCGCCACACUUGAUGUAGGGAAAGCCGCUUUUCAUCCGUCGUUUCCUGCUGAUAACGCGGCCACAGUGGAGUGGAUGAAAAAUUACCUCUCAGAGAAUUGCAUCGAUGCGUAUAGUCCUCAUAUCACUCUCGGUGCCACCACGGUGAAGCCGAUGACCUCUUCCUUUCUUUUCAAGCCCACCACCGUGCCCUGGAGAGAGUGUCGUCUCGUCGUCAGUCGAAUGGGUAAUUAUUGUUCUUGUUUUGAGAUAUACGAUUAA